AGUUGGAGGCUAUAACGGGUGGUGGUGUGAGGGGCGCAAGCUGCGACUCCGAGUGAACCCGAGGGCAUUUUCACGGCUUUUUCCUCAGCUGAGUCGUUCUUCAGGUCCAGAUGCUCUUCAGUUCGGUGCUCCGCCAGCCCCAGCUUGGCGUCCUAAGAAAUGGCUGGUCUUCACACUACCCUUUACAGUCCCUUCUAACUGGUUAUCAGUGCAGCUGUCAUGAUGAACACACUUCUUAUGGAGAAACAGGGGUCCCAGUUCCUCCUUUUGGAUGCACCUUCUCUUCUGCUCCCAACAUGGAGCAUAUAUUAGCAGUUGCCAAUGAGGAAGGCUUCGUUAGAUUAUAUAACACGGAAUCACAAACUAGUAAAAAGAAGUGCUUCAAAGAAUGGAUGGCUCACUGGAAUGCUGUCUUUGACCUUGCCUGGGUUCCUGGUGAAUUUAAGCUUGUUACAGCAGCAGGUGAUCAAACAGCCAAAUUUUGGGACGUUAAAGCUGGUGAGCUGCUUGGAACAUGCAAAGGUCAUCAAUGCAGCCUCAAGUCAGUUGCCUUUUCCAAGUUCGAGAAAGCUGUAUUCUGCACAGGAGGAAGAGAUGGCAACAUUAUGGUCUGGGACACCAGGUGCAACAAAAAAGAUGGGUUCUAUAGGCAAGUGAAUCAAAUCAGUGGAGCUCACAAUACCUCAGACAAGCAAACCCCUUCAAAACCCAAGAAGAAACAGAAUUCAAAAGGACUUGCCCCUUCUGUGGAUUUCCAGCAGAGUGUUACUGUAGUCCUGUUUCAAGAUGAGAAUACAUUGGUCUCAGCAGGAGCUGUGGAUGGGAUAAUUAAAGUAUGGGAUUUACGCAAAAAUUAUACUGCCUAUCGACAAGAGCCCAUAGCAUCCAAGUCUUUCUUGUACCCAGGUAGCAGCACUCGAAAACUAGGAUACUCAAGUCUGAUUUUGGAUUCAACUGGCUCUACUUUAUUUGCUAAUUGCACAGAUGACAAUGUCUACAUGUUCAAUAUGACUGGAUUAAAGACUUCUCCGGUGGCUAUCUUCAAUGGACACCAGAACUCUACCUUUUACGUAAAAUCAAGUCUUAGUCCAGAUGACCAGUUUUUAGUCAGUGGCUCAAGUGAUGAAGCUGCCUACAUCUGGAAGGUCUCCACACCCUGGCAUCCUCCCACUGUACUACUGGGUCAUUCUCAAGAGGUCACAUCUGUAUGCUGGUGUCCAUCUGACUUCACAAAGAUUGCUACGUGCUCUGAUGACAAUACACUAAAAAUCUGGCGCUUGAACAGAGGCUUAGAGGAGAAACCAGGAGUAGAUAAACAUUCUAUAGUGGGUUGGGCCUCUCAGAAGAAGAAAGAGGCAAGAGCUGGCCUAGUAACAGUAACGAGUAGCCAGAGUACUCCUGCCAAAGUCCCCAGAGUAAAGAGCAGUCCGUCUAUUUCCUCCCCAUCAUCUGCAGCGUGUGCUCCAAGCUGUGCUGGAGACCUUCCUCUUCCUUCAAAUACUCCCACAUUCUCUAUUAAAACUCCUCCUGCCAAGACCCGGUCUCCCAUCAGCAGAAGAGGCUCUGUCAAUUCUGUCUCUCCCAAACCACUCUCAUCUUUUAAGAUGUCAAUUAGAAACUGGGUGACCCGAACACCUUCUUCAUCACCACCCAUCACUCCACCUGCUUCUGAAACAAAGAUCAUGUCUCCAAGAAAAGCUCUCAUUCCUGUGAGCCAGAAGUCAUCCCAAGGAGAUGCUUGUUCUGAGUCUAGAAAUAGAGUGAAGAGGCGGCUAGACUCAAGCUGUCUGGAGAGUGUGAAACAAAAGUGUGUGAAGAGUUGCAAUUGUGUGACUGAGCUUGAUGGCCAAGUUGAAAAUCUUCAUUUGGAUCUGUGCUGCCUUACUGGUAACCAGGAAGACCUUAGUAAGGACUCUGUAAGUUCUACCAAAUCAAGCAAAGUUGAAGGAGCUGGUACAAGUAUCUCAGAACCUCCUUCUCCUGUCAGUCCUUAUACUACAGAAAACUGUGGAACACUGCCUCUUCCUUUGAGACCUUGUGGAGAAGGGUCUGAAGUGGUAGGCAAAGAAAAUAGCUCCCCAGAGAAUAAAAACUGGUUGUUGGCCAUGGCAGCCAAACGCAAGGCUGAGAAUUCAUCUCCACGAAGUCCAUCAUCCCAGACACCCAAUUCCAGGAGACAGAGUGGAAAGACAUCACCAGGCCCGGUUACCAUUACUCCCAACUCCAUGAGGAAAAUCUGUACCUACUUCCAUAGAAAGUCCCAAGAUGACUUCUGUAGUCCUGAACACUCAACAGAAUUGUAAAUUCUAAUCUGAAGCCCUCAACAUGAAAGGUAUCAUCAAAGACUAGUAAAGGGUUCUGGCCAAGGUAUUGCUCACUCUGGAAGUCAGAGGCCAUUGCCUUAUUCCUACCCUAUAUUUUGGCAGAAGAAUCAGUCCUGACAGAGCCAGAUGAAACUUAAAUGACUUCAGAAGAUCCUGAGGAUUUGGAUUGUCUAAAGAAGUUUUCAAGUUCUGGGACUGAUCUGUCAGGCCUGACGUAGGUGGCCGCAGGAAAAAAAACAGGUCAGCAGAAGUCAGUGCCAGAAAAAUGGCCAGUGAUGGCUCAUUGAGCAGGUAGUAUGGGGUAGAAUCUUGGGAAUAAGAGAUUAAGUGAGGGAGUUGACACAAACAACUCAAGGGUUCUUCUUCAUCUCCCCAAAUACUUAAUAUUGCAAUACCCCAGAUAUUGGUCCUUGGUCUUCUCUUUUCUACCUACCCUUAUGUCUUUGAUGAUCUUAUCCAGACUCUCAACUUUGGGUACCAUACUCAGACUUGAAAUUCCUGAUUUUAUUUGUCUAGCCUGACUUCUAACUGAACUCCUAAUUUGUUUAUUCAACAGAAAAGUUGACAUUCCCUCUUGAUUGUUUCACAGACAUCUCAAAUUUAACAUGUUUAAAACUAAACUCCUAAUUUUAACCCUCCCCCCAGUUAAAAAUCUGAUCCAACCUCCGCUUACUGCAAUGCCACCCUCCCAGUUUCAGCCAAAGACUUGGUCAUCCCUAACACAUCUUUCUGUCUUACAAUGUGCAACCAACUCAUAAUCAAAACAUUUUGGCUUUAUCUCCAAAUUGUAUUCAGGCUUUGCUUCUACCAAAGAGGAGUAACUAACUGAUGCAGGACUUACCAUGUCAUUAUAAACAACUGAAAAAAUGGAUCAGAGAUACAAAACAAUGAUUUCCAGACUGGCCAGGGAUAGUACAGACCUGUGAUCCCUGAGGGAGGGAAACAAAUGAGGCAAGCUCACAGUUGUGGAGUCAUUUUUCAGAUUGUUGAACCAAAGGGGGAACCCAAACAGAACCCAGGGGUUUGAGUGGUUGAGGAGAUAGAUAGAGACUGGAUUUGGGGGGAAUUUGGCUGAAUAAAAUGCCAAAAAGGAAGGAACUGCAUGGAGAGAAAGCUCCAUGCAAACUGUUGAGUCUUUGGCUGAUCACCAGUCUGUGCAUGCACAGGGUACUGCACAAGGCUAAUCAAAGAACAGCUACCCAGGAAACAAUUACUGAGAAGCUAUAAACCAAAAAAUUCUUAAAGCUCAUAUUAGGGCUGAGAAUUAUUCAAGUUCUGAGUAGCAGAGUAGAGACCCUGACAGAUGAUAUUUUCCAAAGAUGGCCCAGUAGCUCCAAUCUUACAUAUACUUCUACAUUGUGACCUUGCCAUUCACACACAAAAACAUGGAAGUUUAGUCUGGUAAGGGUUAUGACUACUUCUCCCAUCUGGAUAGUAGUGAAGCUGUGUUGAUUUUAAGAGUAGGUUGGAAAAGACAGUGUAGCUUCCAGACACCCAUAUCAUCUGCCACCUGUCCCUCAGAUCACACCUUUGGCCACAUGAGUGGUCUCUUAUGAACGUCUGAAAAAGAAGGAGAAAGCCAGGCUUGGUUCAUGAAUGAUUAAAGUCUCAAAUGGACUUGUACUGCAUUACAGACCAUUUCAUUUCAAUCCUGAAAGAUAUCUUCCUAUCAAAGCUUUUGUGCAUCUGUCAUGUAUUGAUGAGGAAAGAGAUAUCACAUGAGGUGAAAAAAAAUACACAGAGAUUCAUAGGCCAUUGUGAAUGGCUAUACUGGUCAGGGGCCUGGAAGGGGAAAGAGUAGAAAAUCAAACCUGCCAGAAACAGAAACUGUUACUCAGCCCCCAAAACAGUACCAUCCUUUAAGGAGACAAUCAGCCACUUUGUGGCAAGCUGAUGGCAUUUGGGAACCCUGGAAGGGUUAAUGGUUUUCCUUGUCUGAGAUUAAAACAUAUUCCAUGAACUUAAAAUGGAUCAUGGACUUGCAGGUAAAAUGUAAAGUCAUAAAACUUAAAAAAAAAUUCUGGGCUAUAGGGUUAGGCAAAGAGUUCUUAGACUUAAACUAAAGCAUAAUUCAUAAAUGGAAAAUGUGAUACAUUAGACUUCAUCAAAAUAAAAAAAAAUAUUGAGUCAGUGAAAAACCCUAGGAAAGGAUGAAAAGACAAGCCACAACUGGGAGAAGAUAUUUGCAAAGCACAUAUCCAACAAAGGAACUGAUAUCUAAAAUACAUACAGAACUCUUAAAACUCAAUGUUUAAAAAAAAAUAAAUUUUUAAAAAAGGCAAAAGCUAUGAAGUCAUUUCACUGAAGAGGAUAUACAGAUGGCACAUAAGCACAUGAAGAGAUAUUCAAUAUCAUCAGCCAAUAGAGAAAUACAAAGUAAAGCUAUGAGAUAUUACACACUAAAAUAAAAAAGUAAUGACAGCAUCAAAUGCUGGUGAAGAUUGGGAGAAUGAAUCAGACAUUGUUGGUAAGAGUGGUGGUACACCCACUCUGGAAAACAGUUUGAAAAAUUUUUAAUAAAAACCACACAUUCAAUUACUAUGUGAUCCAGCAAGUGCACUCCUGGGCAUUUAUUCCAGAGAAAUGAAGGCUUAUGUUCAUACAAAAACCUGUAUACAGAUGUUCAUAGAAGUUUUAUUUAUAACAACUCAGAACUUGGAAAUGGGCUGGUAGAGGACUUGCCUAGUACAUAUAAGGCACUGGGUUCAAUCCUCAGCACCACAUAAAAAUAAAUAAAUAAAGAUAUUGUGUCCAUCUACAAUUAAAAAUAUAUUUUAAAAAAACUUAGAAACAGCCUAGAUGUUCUUUAGUGGAUGAAUGGUUAAACUAGUGGAAUAUCAUAGAAUAUCCAGCAAUAUAAAGGAAUGACCUACUGAUAAACACAACAACUUGGAUGAAUUUUCAGGAAAUUGUGCUGAGUGGAAAAAAGCCAAUUCCAAAAAUGUUGUAUACUACAUGAUUCCAUUUAUAAUUUUUUUUCUUUUACAGUAUUAGAGAUUAUACCCAGGGCCUCACACAUGUUAGGCAAGUGCCCUACCACUGAGCUGUGACCCCAGGACCUAUAAUACAUUUUUAAAAUGACAAAAUUUUAGAAAUGGAGAACAUAUUAGUGGUUCUAGGGGUAGGCCAGUGUGGUUAUUAAAGACCAACACAGGGAUCCUUGUGGGAAUGAAACUGUUCUGUUCUUUGACUGUGAUGGAUACAAACUCACACCUGUGAAAAACUGGAUAGAACAAACACACAUACACAAAGGAUAAGUAAAAUUGUGGCUAUCUGCAUAAAUUUGGACAAUUGUAUCAAUGUUCAUAUCCUAAUUGUAAAAUUGUUCUACAGUUUUGUGAUAUGUUACUGUUGAAAGAAACUGGGUAAAGGUGGCAGGUGUUGGGGGGGGAUUACUCCAUAUUACAGUCAUGCAUUGCAUAAUGAUGUUUCAGUCAACAACAGACUGUGUAUAUGAUUGUGAUCCCAAAAGAUUAUAAAGGACCUGAAAAAUUUCUGUUGCCUAGUAUUUUUACUGUAGCUUUUCUAUGUUUAGAUACACAAGUACUUACCAGUAUGUUACAAUUGUCUGUAUUGUUCAGUAGUUUCACCAGUUUGCAGCCUCAGAAUGAUAGUCUAUACCAAUUAGCUUAGAUGUGUAGUAGGCUAUGCCUUUUAGGUUUGUGUAAGUAUACUCUGUGAUGUUCACAAAAAAACAAAAUGGCCUGAGGAUCAUUUCUCUAAACUCAAGUCCAUCAUAAAGUGUCGCAUACCCAUGUUUCCUACAACUGCAUGUGUGUGUACAAUUAUCUCAAAAAUAAAAGUUUAAAUUAAAAACAA
This is a messenger RNA of Marmota monax (woodchuck), 6143 nucleotides long. RefSeq names its product denticleless E3 ubiquitin protein ligase homolog (gene Dtl). The coding region runs from base 111 to 2303 and encodes 730 amino acids. Lineage: Eukaryota; Metazoa; Chordata; Mammalia; Rodentia; Sciuridae. Gene Ontology annotation, biological process: mitotic G2 DNA damage checkpoint signaling; proteasome-mediated ubiquitin-dependent protein catabolic process. The record is from RefSeq and is a predicted model, not a curated record. The transcript is spliced from 16 exons. Gene Ontology annotation, cellular component: nucleus. Gene Ontology annotation, molecular function: protein-macromolecule adaptor activity; protein binding.